Striga asiatica is the source of this 1720-nucleotide messenger RNA. NCBI's taxonomy places the organism in Eukaryota, Viridiplantae, Streptophyta, Magnoliopsida, Lamiales, Orobanchaceae. The record is from the annotation of a GenBank genome assembly.
CACGAACAGCCAUCAUGAAGGCGGGAAUCCGGAAUAAAACCUACUUGGAGAUUUUCUGCCACCUCUUUGCCCAGCGUUGUCCAACUGUUCUCUGCAAAAUCAAAUGGGAAUAAAGGGUUUAACGAAGCUAUUGGCGGACAAUGCGCCAAAGGCUAUGAAGGAGCAGAAAUUCGAAAGCUAUUUCGGCCGGAAAAUUGCAAUUGACGCCAGCAUGAGCAUUUACCAGUACCUUAUUGUUCUUGGAAGGUGUGGUACUCAAACGCUCACCAAUAAAGCUGGUGAAGUGACAAGUCAUCUACAAGGGAUGUUCGGAAGGACUGUCCGACUUCUGGAAGCUGGAAUAAUGCCAGUCUAUGUCUUUGAUGGGAUGCCUCCUGAUUUGAAGAAAAAAGAGCUUGCAAAAAGAGUUUUAAAAAGGGAUGAUGCGAUCAAUAGCCUGAACGAGGCUCUAAAGACUGGAAGCAUUGAGGACAUCGAAAAAUUUAGCAAAAGAACAGUAAAGGCUACGGAGAAACAUUAUGAAGACUGCAAACGGCUUCUUAGACUUAUGGGAGUGCCAGUGAUUGAGGCACCUUGUGAAGCGGAAGCACAGUGUUCAGCACUUUGCAAAGCGGGCAAAGUAUAUGCUGUAGCUUCUGAGGACAUGGAUACCUUAGCUUUUGGUGCUCCGAGGUUUCUCCGCCAUUUUCUGGAUUCUAGCUCAAAAAGGAUUGAUGUGAUGGAAUUUGAACUCAUAAAGGUUUUGGAGGAGCUGAACCUCACAAUGGAUCAAUUUAUUGAUCUUUGCAUUCUCUCCGGUUGUGAUUACUGUGAAAGCAUAAGAGGUAUUGGAGGAAGCACUGCUUUAAAACAAAUUCGCCAAUACGGCUCAAUUGAGGGCAUUAUGGAAAAUCUUAAUCGGAAAAGAUAUCAAAUACCAGAAGAAUGGACUUACAUGGAGUCUCGAAGUCUCUUUAAGGAGCCAUCAGUCUUGACUGAAGAUCAUCAACUUCAGCUAAAAUGGACAGAUCCAGAUGAAGAUUCCAUAGAAAGGGUUAUGACUGCCAAAAGCAAGUUGUCCUACUGCCGGUCAGAGUCAUUCUUCAAACCAGCUGUCAGUCAAUCGGUUCCUGCUGAAAGAGUGGAAACAAGAUGUGCAUUUGUAGCCCCAAAACCAGUAAUGAAGGUCGGCACUUGUUAUCCUGUAGAGGCAUCUGUUCAUUCAAGACCCAAAGCCAUGGGCAGCAAGAGCCCCUCGUCUUUAGAUAUGCGGUCAAGCCAACCCACCAUGUUUUGCUGAAACAUAUAUUUGUGAGCAGAAAGGCCACAAUCAACCUGAAUCCAUAACUACUUUCCGGCUCGCUUGAUUCUUGAUCGCGUAAAAAAUGUUUUAUUAUAUAAAAGAUUAUUUUGAUUUGGGUAAAUGGACCCUCUUAUCGAGUAAUUUCAUUGUUGGGAUGGUUUAUUACCAAGACCCCUGAAAUUUGGAUAAAUUACUCGCUUUUGAAAUUUAAGCUAGCCUCUAUUGGAUAUAAAUUAGUACGUAGUCCGCGUAAUGCAAGCACGAGACAGAGAUAUUUAAAUGAUUAAGUUUCAUAGGGCCUACCCGUUUAGCCAAAAACAUAAUAAGAUUGGAUCAUCUAUUUUUCAUUUGAAUCAUUUAUUUUUCAUCUGUUUUCAUAAGUGUUUUUUUACUGCGGAAUCACUAGACAGAAGAUACUACUAUUUUAUUCAAAAAUUU